GCGCUUCCGCCUCGCUUUCUUCUUCCCCUCCCUCGUUUCACCUCCUCCCUUCCCAACCCUCGCGCCCAACGCCGGCCCUUGCUUCCCCCACGGCGGCCGGAAUUACGCGCGCCGGCCAGAUGAGCUCCAAGGCCGCCGCAGCCGCGGGGGACGUCCUCCCGGCGCUGCCGCCGAUCAGGACCGCGGCGUCGCAGGCGCCGGCGCCGGCGCAGCCCGCCUGCUCUUCGGCGGCCUCGUCGUCCACGGCGCCGGCGCCGGACGCCGAGUCGGCGGCCUUGCCUGCGCCGCGGGAGGGGGUGGCGGGGGACCAAGACCAGGCGCCGGAGCCCUCGACUCCGACCUCGCAGGCGAGCGGGCUGCGGGCGCCGGGUGUGGAGGCGGCGGCCUCGCCCGCGGCGGGAGGCCAGGAUCAAGCGGCGGCGGAGCCCAAGACGCCAACGCCGGAGGGGAGCAGGCUGCGGGCGCCGGGCGCGGGGUCGGCGGCCUCGCCCGCGGCGGGAGGCCAGGAUCAGGCGGCGGCGGAGCCCAAGACGCCGACGCCGGAGGGGAGCAGGCUGCGGGUGCCGGGCGCGGGGUCGGCGGCCUCGCCCGCGGCGGGAGGCCAGGAUCAGGCGGCGCCGGAGCCCACGACGCCGACGGCGGAGGGCAGCAGGCUGCGGGCGCCGACCGAGUGCCCGCCGGCGCCGCGGAAGCCCGCGUGGGCGCCGCCGGCGACGCCGCCCGCCGCCACGCGCAAGUUCCCGUCGUCCGCGGCGCCGUCGGCGCGCCGGGCCUUCUUCCCCGUCACGCGCGACCUCACCACCGUGUUCCGGGCCCUGCCGCCCAAGAAGCGUAUCCGGGCGGGCUGACGCCCGGCCGGCCGGCAUGCCGGGGGACCGGCGAUCCGCGCCGCCGCAGCUCAAUUGGGCCGCCAAUUACGGGCUCCACGGUGCCACGGUCAUCGUUGUACCCGUGGGUCCUUGGAGUUCUUGCACGCCGUGGCUGGCUUUUCUCCUCGCCCUCCUCUUCUUCUUCUGUUCUUGGUUUUCACGGCCAUGGCAUGGUACAAAGCUCUCGUACAAAUAAUGCGUUGGUUUAUUAUUUCUUUUCCUCUGUUUUUUCUUAUGGGGGUUGUGUGGAGUAGAAACUGUAGAGUUGGGAUAUUUAUAGGGAUCAUGAAUGGGAAAGUGGAGAGUUUGUAAGAGAAUUCCCAGAUAUCUGUUCAUUAUUUAUCAAAAUAUAGCUCAAACCUUAUCAAAA
This is a messenger RNA of Panicum virgatum (switchgrass), 1239 nucleotides long. RefSeq names its product skin secretory protein xP2-like. The transcript has a single exon. The record is from RefSeq and is a predicted model, not a curated record. The coding region runs from base 120 to 848 and encodes 242 amino acids. NCBI's taxonomy places the organism in Eukaryota, Viridiplantae, Streptophyta, Magnoliopsida, Poales, Poaceae.